AUGAGUAAAGUCAAGGACGGCAUCACUGGCUUUGGAAGUACUGUUGGGAGUCAUCUCAAAGGUGCUGGCAAUUUUGCAGGACAUCACUUGAAUCAAGCAGGGUCUAAGAUUCUGGAUCUAAGCCAUGACAUGAAGGACAAGGUAGUUGGGGCAAAAACAUACGGAAUUGAAGAUGAACUCAUUGAGAUAUACGAUCAUAAUAUACGGAAAUCGAUUGGAGGAUUAAACUUUGUAUUGAAGCAGAACAAAGCCAUUGCACAGAAACUCUUCCCUCGGUUAUUGAAACGGAAUAAAUGUAUUGCCGGACUUUUCAUUCAUCUCAUAGGAACCAAUUCGCUUUAUUUCAAAGGAAUUGACGAGUACUAUGACCUUUUCCACGAAGCCAAUGCAUUGGAAGUUGUUCCGUCGGUUCAUCCGAAAGACAAGCAAUAUCUAAUUGACACUAUCAACGAGGCCGUCGAAGGUUAUUUGCAUUCUAUCGAGCAACUUGAGUAUCGUGUUACGAGUUUUUCCAAGCUCCAUACAAGUUCACUUGAGCUUCGGAUCAAGUCGAUGAACCAUAACUUGAAGGGGCUCUUGAAGUUGAUCAAGGCCAGAAGAAAGUCUCAGAGAGAAACAUACUCUUUACAGGGUAAGAUCGAUAAGUUAAAGAAAAGAACGACUCCCUUGGAGGAUAAGGAAGAGGUGCACCUUCAAGACUUGGAGAAUAAGUAUAAAAUUUCCUUAAAGUCCUUCACCAAAUUGGAUCAACGCAUAAGAGAUGUUCUUCCCCAUGCCACAUCAUUUCUUGAUGAGUUUGUCGAUGGUAUAGUCAAGAUCCAGUUAUACACUCAAUUGGAUAUCUACCGAGAUUUCCAGAAGACCACCGAGUUCUUUUCAAGGUACGUUGGGAUCUUGAGCAAGGACGGAACUAUUCCUGACUAUGAGGAGAUCAUGAAUGCGUGGGAAACCGAUAAUACAGCAUCAAGAACAAAGAUAGAGUCACUUGUGGCUCAGUUAAAGCAUAUAAAAGACACAGAUGCAGACGCAUCAGAAACAGACACAGUUGUUGCUGUUGAGAACAAGGAGAUCCAUGAUGAAGACGAAACGUCUCGUGCAACCAAAGUUUUAAACAAAAUGGGAGCUAAAAUGACGUUGAAGUCACAUCAUUUGAAGUUAAAGGAUCCAGUGAAUGGGUUCUUCAAUGAUCAAUAUGAAUCUGAUCCCCUUAGUUCUUAUUUGGAGUACGAAAACACUUCAAUGAACCGAAACGAAACGUAUUUCCCCCAUAAGGUUCUUUGCAUCAAAGAUAUUCAUCCAGUAGGAAGUAAUACUAAAAAGGGUCCACCAUUACCUCCAAGAUCCAGUACAGCUUCGGUUAAUCUUCCUCCCCGAGAGUUAGCUUUUGAACGAAGACCACGAACAAAUACCACCAUAGCUCCAUUCUACCAGAACAUGUCGUCGGCAAGUUCAUUUUCAGACGUUGAUGAUAUGAAUUCUGAUGAUGAUGUUUCCUCGGAUAUCUCGUCUAUAUCUUCAUUCAAUGAUUCCUAUUUCUACAAAGAUAAGGAUUCAGAUUCCUUAAAGAAGAUUGAAUUGACAAGAGCGUAUAACAGACCAAAGAAUGACAUAGUGCUGUCUCCCUUAACAGAGGAACUAAAGGACUUAAAGGUUGCCAAUGGGCUUCCAGAGAACAGUACAAGUGCCUUUAAGGUAAGCAAAUUUGAGGAAUUCUUUGAAAAAAUGGUCAACUCAAAGAAUUUACAGAAGGCUCCUUGUUCCAGAGAAUGGACGGCAUUAUAUGAUUUCAAUGGGAAGGAAGAAGGAGAUUUGUCCUUUAAAAAGGGUGAUAUAAUUGAGGUUCUCUUUAGUUUCCAAGAUAUGGAUACUCUUUAUCAAAGUGAUGGAGCAAAUUGGUUUAUAGGUAGGUCCAAAACUAGUGGCAUUGGAGCAAGAGUUGGUAUGGCCCCAACUAACUUCUUUGCAAGGGAAUAA
Molecule: messenger RNA, 1974 nt
Organism: Lizanozyma spartinae
Lineage: Eukaryota; Fungi; Ascomycota; Pichiomycetes; Serinales; Debaryomycetaceae
Exons: 1
Coding region: 1-1974 (657 amino acids)
Biological process (GO): endocytosis; plasma membrane tubulation; actin cortical patch localization
Cellular component (GO): actin cortical patch; mating projection tip; Rvs161p-Rvs167p complex
Molecular function (GO): lipid binding; protein binding
Source: RefSeq, a predicted model, not a curated record